GAGACACUGAUGGGGAAAUACGGGGAGGAGGCGAAGCUCAUCUACGAGCUGCAGGACCAGGGAGGGGAACUGCUGGCCCUGCGCUACGACCUGACUGUGCCCUUCGCUCGCUACCUGGCGAUGAACAAGAUCACCAACAUGAAGCGCUACCACAUUGCCAAGGUCUACAGGAGGGACAACCCAGCCACCACCCGGGGCCGCUACCGGGAAUUCUACCAGUGCGACUUUGACAUCGCUGGGCAGUUCGACCCCAUGAUUCCCGCUCCUGAGUGCCUGAAGAUCGUGCAUGAGAUCCUGAGUGACCUGCAGCUCGGGGACUUCCUCAUCAAGGUCAACGACCGGCGGAUUUUGAAUGGGGUGUUUGCUGUCUGUGGGAUCCCAGAGAGCAAGUUCAUAACGACGUGUUGUACCGUGGACAAGCUGGACAAGGUGCCGUGGGAAGAAGUGAGGAGUGAGAUGGUGGGGGAGAAGGGGCUCUCUCCCGAGGCUGCAGAUCACGUUGGGGAGUACGUCCAGCUUCACGGUGAGCACUGCGGGGUCGAGCCCCUGGCUUUGCUCUUCCAGGAAGGGCUGGGAAUGAACGUGGCUGGGCAGGUGCCCGUGAGGGUCGGGAGCGUGGCUGGAGGCGGCCGCUACGACGGGCUGGUGGGGAUGUUCGAUCCCAAGGGACGGAAGGUGCCCUGCGUGGGGGUCAGCAUUGGGAUCGAGCGGAUCUUCUCCAUUCUGGAGCAGAGGAUGAAGGCUUCUGGGGAGAAGGUUCGAACAACAGAGACACAAGUGCUGGUGGCUACACCUCACAAACAUUUACUUGCUGCAAGACUGAAGCUCAUCUCCGAGCUGUGGGGUGCAGGGAUCAAGGCAGAGAUGCUGUACAAGAAGGAUCCUAAACUGCUGAAACAGCUGCAGUAUUGUGAGGACACGGGGAUCCCCCUUGCUGCCAUUGUAGGGGAGCAAGAGCUGACAGAUGGAGUCGUCAAGCUGCGAGAUGUUGCAACAAGAAAGGAGGUUGAUAUCCCAAGAGAAAAACUUGUUGAUGAGAUCAGAAGGCGGCUGGAGCCUUAG
This is a messenger RNA of Nestor notabilis (Kea), 1062 nucleotides long. Its product is annotated as histidine--tRNA ligase, cytoplasmic-like. The record is from RefSeq and is a predicted model, not a curated record. Lineage: Eukaryota; Metazoa; Chordata; Aves; Psittaciformes; Psittacidae. The annotation marks the transcript as partial. Gene Ontology annotation, cellular component: mitochondrion; cytoplasm. Gene Ontology annotation, molecular function: identical protein binding. Gene Ontology annotation, biological process: mitochondrial translation. The transcript has 9 exons.